Molecule: messenger RNA, 2448 nt
Organism: Hippopotamus amphibius kiboko
Lineage: Eukaryota; Metazoa; Chordata; Mammalia; Artiodactyla; Hippopotamidae
Product: cytokine receptor common subunit beta-like
Exons: 13
Biological process (GO): immunoglobulin mediated immune response; cytokine-mediated signaling pathway
Cellular component (GO): membrane; external side of plasma membrane
Molecular function (GO): protein binding; cytokine receptor activity
Source: RefSeq, a predicted model, not a curated record
GAGAUGGCGCUGGCCCGGAGACUGCUCGCCUUCACCCUGCUGGCGCUCUGCUGGGGGCCCGGCACGGCAGGGGCCCAAGGGACCUUCCCGCUGCAGACCCUGCGCUGCUAUAACGACUACACCAGCCGCAUCGUCUGCAGGUGGGCAGACACCCAGGAUGCCCAGUGGCUGGUCAAUGUGACCCUCCACCGCAGGCUGAAAGGGACUGCCCUGGACUCAGUGUCCUGCGAUCUCAGUGACAGCAUGCCCUGGUUAGACUGCCCUUGUCCCCACUGUGUGCCCAGAAGAUGUGUCAUUCCCUACUGGAGAUUUACCUUUGCCGACGAUGACUACUUCUCAUUCAGACUGGACCGGCUUCUGGGCGCCCAGCUCACCGUUACUCUGAGCCAGCAUGUGCAGCCCCCCGCACCCAAGGACCUCAACAUCAGUGCCACCGGGGACCACUUCCUGCUGUCCUGGAGUGUGGCCCACGGGGUUUCUCCGAGCCACUGGCUGUCCAGCCUGGAGUUUGAGGUGGUCUACAGGCGGCUUCAGGACCCCUGGGAGGAUGCGUCCACCAUCUACUCCAACUCCUCCUGGGCCAUCCUGGGGCCAGAGCACCUCAUCCCUAGCAGCACCUACAAGGCCCGCGUGCGCACCAGGCUGGCCCCGGGCUCGGGGCUCUUGGGUCGGCCCAGCCAGUGGAGCCCAGUGGUUCAAUGGGCCUCCCAGCCAGGGGACGAGGCCCAGCCCCAGAACCUCCAGUGCUUCUUUGACGGGGCUGCCCUGCUCAGCUGCUCCUGGGAAGUGAGGUCCGAGGUGACCAGCUCAGUCUCCUUCACCCUCUUCUACCAGGCCAGCCCCAGUGCAGGGGGGAAAGAAUGUUCCCCAGUGCAGAAGGAGGAGACCAGAAGCCCCUACAUCUGACACCGAUGCCAGAUUCCUGUGCCGGACCCCAGGAACUACAGCCAGUACAUCGUCUCUGUUCGACCAAAGGAGGAAGAGAAGCUUAUAAAGAGCUCAGAGAACAUUCAGAUGGCUCCCCCGACCCUCAACAUGACCAAGGGCAGAGAUGGCUACAUCCUGCACUGGAAAGAAGGAAAAAUGCACGACAAAUACAUAAGUCGCAUCUUCCAGGUCCAGUAUAAGAAAGAUGCAGCCUCAUGGGAGGAGACCAAGGCAGAGAAAUUCCUGAACGCCCACACCACGUCCCUGCCACCUCUGGAGCCCGCCACCAGGUACCAGGCCAGAGUGAGAGUCAAACCCAACCCCGACAGCUACAAUGAGACCUGGAGCAAGUGGAGUGAGGAGAGCUCCUGGGACACUGAGUGGGUGCUGCCCGUGUGGGUCCUGGUGCUCAUCCUGGUCGUCACCACCCUAACCCUGCUUCCAGUCCUGCGCUUCUGUGGCGUCUACGGGUACAGGCUGAACCGGAAGUGGGAGGAGAACAUCCCCAACCCCAGCAAGAGCCACCUGUUCCAGAAUGGGAGCACCGGGCUCCGUCUCCCAGACAGCAUGUCCAUCCUCAGCCGCGCGAGCCGCCCGCACAAGGGGCUGUGGGGCAGCAGCUGCCCUGAGCUGCAGGGGGUGUCCCCUGUAGACUACGGGCACAAUGAGGUGUCACCUCUCACCACAGAGGACCCUAAAGAUGCCUGUGACUCAUCCUCUGAGCCUGACACGACUCUGGAAGCCUUGGACCUCCCCAAGGAGCAGCCCCCCAGUGCCGCCCCAGGCCUGGCCGCCCCCUCAAGCAGACCCGACAGCCAGGCUUCUGGCUUUGACUUCAACGGCCCCUACCUGGGGCCGCCCCACAGCCGCUCCCUGCCUGACAUCGUGGGCCAGCAGGUGCCCCCCCAGACAGGUGUGAGCAGGAAGUUACAGCCCCCAGGGUCCCUGGAGUACCUGUGUCUGCCUGCAGGGGGGCAGGUGCAGCUGGUCCCGCUGGCCCAGGUGAUGGGGCAGGGCAAGGUCAGGGAUGCGGACACAAAGUCCAGCCAAGGGACCAAGGGGAGCCCUUCCUUGGAGUCAGAGGCAGGCCCUGCACCUCCGGAGCCUGGGCUGAUGGUGGGUGGUCAGGAUCGGAAGGACAGGGUCCCCGCAGUUCUGCCCACUCGCUCUCAGAGUCCUGAGGAUGGCACUGUGGUCACUGGUGAUGUCACCACUGCAAGUCUGACAUUCAUUCUGCCCCCAGAGGCCCCCUCUGCCUCCAAGGGGCCCCCUCUGGGCCUCCCCUCAGACCAGAACCCCAACUUCCGUCCUGGUUUGGCUGAUGGUCACGCUGUAACCUCGGCCCCCUUAAAGCCAGAGUUUGAGGGCUAAGCGGAGCUCCCUCCAGCUGUGGACCAGUUACUCUAGUCCCCUCUGGCCAGUCCUGUGCCUCCUGCAGUCAGCAGCCCCAUCCUGAUCCCAGGGGACCCCAGGCAGAGGUGUCCCCACCCCACCCCCACCCAUCCUGUAGCAUGUAGGUGA